Molecule: messenger RNA, 687 nt
Organism: Adineta steineri
Lineage: Eukaryota; Metazoa; Rotifera; Eurotatoria; Adinetida; Adinetidae
Source: the annotation of a GenBank genome assembly
AUGUUCUCGGUUACAGAUGAAAUGAAAGGCGCUGGAUUAGUAUUUACUAUGUUACGUAAAGUUUUUGGUGAAGAUUUUGAUGCUAAAGGUAAAUGUUCACAAAUUGGAUUUACAAAAGAUUAUAAAAGUGCUGUAUUUGAUAUACCAAGUGAACUUGAUGAAAUUUUACAAGAGAAGUGGAAAGAUAGUCCAAGAAUGCAAAUGAAAGCAAUUACAGAAAUGCCACUACUUGAUGAUGCGUCUCGAUAUGGUAGUGGUGGUGGUUUUGGUGGCGGUGGUGGUGGUGGUCGAGGUUUUUCAUCACGUGGUGGCUAUGGAUCAUCACGUGGUGGAGGUAACUCUGGUAAUCGAAAUUCUUCAAAUGCUUGUUUUAAAUGUAACAAAGAAGGUCAUAAAUCAUUUGAAUGUCCUGAAGCAAAUGGUGCAGGAAGAUCCGGUGGUAAUGGUUGUUUCAAAUGUGGAAAAGAAGGUCAUAAAUCAUUUGACUGUCCAGAUGCAAAAGGAUCCGGUGGACGAGGCCAAUCAAAUGGCGGUGGUGGUUGUUUUAAUUGUGGACGACCGUCAUUUGGUGGUGGAUCUCGUGGUGGUGGUGGCAUGAAACGUAGCUUUAAUGGUAAUCAUGAAAACGGCCAUAGUACAGGUGAAACAACUAGCAAAAAAAUUAAAUUUGACGACAAUGAUGAUUAG